UCCAUGAGGCCUUCGCAGAAAGCUAGUUCAGAUGGCGCAGAGCUCAGUCUAGCCUGGGUCCUCUUUCGGCUCCACCUCGCGGAGGAUUCUGGGAAGUGACGUUGUCGGUCCGGGUGGUGGGGCUGGUUUCCAUAGCCCGCGGCGCCGGGAGGCUGCUUUUCUGUGGAGUAAUAGAUAACAUCUGUUAGCUCUGAAGAUGCUUCUCUAAGGAACAAAUGGCAUUGGUUCCUCAGGUUUUUGUUGACCAUAUUCUAUUCGGACAUUGUGGAUUCUUGAAAGGACUUUGUUCUUAAUCAAAAAAACAAACUGAAGAAGAAAUGGCUGUUGGACUUUGUAAAGUCAUGUCCCAGGGGUUGGUGACUUUCAAAGAUGUGGCUCUAGACUUUUCCCAAGAGGAAUGGGAAUGGUUGGACCCAUCUCAGAAGGAUUUAUACAGAGAAGUCAUGUUUGAAAACUACAGGAACUUGGCAUGGCUUGGCCUCUCCAUUUCUAAGCCCAACAUGAUCUCCUUAUUGGAGCAAGGAAAGGAACCUUGGAUGGUGGAAAGAAAGAUGUCACAUGAUCAGUGUGCAGACUGGGAGUCAUGGUGUGAAAUGAAGGAAUUGUCUCCAAAAUUGUUCAUUGAUGAGGAAGAAAUAUCCCAGUGCAUGGUAACAGAAAGACUCACAAGUCAUGGCCUUGAAUGCUGCAGUUUCAGAGAAGGCUGGAAAUAUGAGGGGUUUGAGUGGUAUCGGGGAAAUCAGGAGAGCCAUUUCAGGCAAAUGACAACUCUUAAGGACAUCUCUACUGGGAAAAGACACAAUGAAUAUAAUAAUUCUGGGAGAAGCCUCCCCCUGAAGUCAGUACUGUUAGCACAACAGAGAGUUCCCACAGUAAAACAAGCCCAUAAAUUUGAUAUAUAUGAUAAAUUCUUCACCCAAAAUUCAGUUAUAAUUGAAUAUGAAAGACUCCAUGCUGAGAAGGAAUCUUUGACAGAUAAUGAAUAUGAAGAAUUGAAUCAAAUUACUCACUUUAAUAAAGAUACACGAAUUCCUUCUGGUGAGAAACCUUAUAAAACUAAUAAUUUUUCAAAUUUCUUAAGUAUCCACUCAUUAUUUACUGAACAUCCAACUCAACAUAAUCAUUUUGGAAAAUUACCCCAUGAAUAUGAUGAAUGUGGUGAAGUCUUAAGCUGUUACUCAUUCUUUAAUCAACCUCAGAGAAUUCACAGUGGAGAGAAAGCAUGUGCAUGCAAUGACUGUGGGAAAGCCUUUAGCCAUGACUUCUUUCUCAGUGAACACCAAAGAACUCAUAUUGGAGAGAAGCCAUAUGAAUGUAAAGAAUGUAACAAAGCCUUCAGGCAGAGCGCACACCUGGCUCAGCACCAGAGAAUCCACACAGGAGAGAAACCCUUUGCAUGCAUUGAAUGUGGGAAGGCCUUUAGCCGUUAUGCCUUCCUUGUUGAACAUCAGCGAAUUCACACAGGAGAGAAACCAUAUGAAUGUAAGGAGUGUAAUAAAGCCUUCAGACAGAGCGCACACCUUAAUCAGCACCAGAGGAUUCACACUGGAGAGAAACCCUAUGAAUGUAAUCAGUGUGGAAAGGCCUUCAGCAGACGCAUAGCCCUCACUCUUCAUCAAAGAAUUCACACAGGAGAGAAACCCUUCAAAUGUAAUGAGUGUGGGAAGACUUUUGGCUAUCGCUCACACCUUAAUCAACAUCAGAGAAUUCAUACCGGAGAAAAGCCCUAUGAGUGCAUCAAGUGUGGCAAGUUUUUCAGGACUGACUCACAGCUUAAUCGACAUCAUAGAAUUCAUACUGGAGAGAGACCAUUUGAAUGCAGUAAAUGUGGGAAAGCCUUCAGUGAUGCUUUAGUUCUAAUUCACCAUAAGAGAAGCCAUGCAGGAGAGAAACCCUAUGAUUGUAGCAAAUGUGGGAAGGCCUUCAGUUGUGGCUCCUACCUUAACCAACACCAGAGAGUUCAUACAGGAGAGAAACCCUAUGAAUGUGAUGAAUGUGGGAAGGCUUUCCAUCAGAUCUUGUCCCUUAGACUACACCAGAGAAUUCAUGCUGGAGAGAAACCCUAUAAAUGUAAUGAAUGUGAGGAUAAUUUUAGCUGUGCCUCAGCUCUCAGACGACAUCAGCGAAUUCAUAAUAGAGAAACACUAUGAUAAUAACAAAUAUAGGAAAGAAAUCAUUUAGUCACCAUCCAGUCCUUAUCGAAUAUCAGUGAAUUCUGUUUGAUUAGUAAAGUCUACUAUGUAGUCCAUAUGAAAAAGCCUUUAGUACACCAUCAUCCAUUAUUUGAAAUGACUGGAGUAGUAGACUUUCUCCCCUGCUCAGUACCCCACCCUCAAUUUUUUUGAUUCUGAUGAAACUGUUAUUCAAGGACAACAGUAGAUUGGUCACAGGCUGGCCAAUUAUUUCCCCUCAACCUAGUUAUUAAUAAAAUAGCCCCUUCUGGACCAAUACAGUCCUUGAAGUAUUGUUAAGAGUAGUAAAAAUUAUAAUUUCUAUUUUUGGAAUUUCAAGCUUUGAGGAUUUAAUGGGGUUAAAAACUCACCAGUAGCCUUUGCCAUCCCAUGUGGAAAGCCUUCCCAAAGAGAUUUCUAAUAGAGGAAAGUGGACAUGAGAAACAGAAAUCUGAUGACAUUGUUUGAUCUGGAACCGUCAUACAUGUUGACUGCACAUCCUUUACUUUUGUUUUCAUGAUUCAAUAAAUUUCCUUUUUUUUUUUUUGCUUAUGGUAAUUUGAAUUAGAUUUUUGCCUCUUGGAAUUAGAAUACCAACUCAUAUACCUUAUAUUUGUAAUACUUAAUCUUUUAUAUGGCAUAAUCCAGGCACAAUGGCACAUGCCUAUAAUCCCAAGGAUUUAGGAGGCAAAGGAUUGAAAGUUCAAGGCUGGCCUCAGCAACUUAGGGAGAGCCUGUUUCAAAAAAUAAAAGAGAAAGUGCUAGGGAUGAAGCUCAGUGGUAAUGCACCUCUGGGUUUAAUUCACAGUUCAAGAAAAAAUAUAGGGCUUAUCCAAAGGAGAAACAUCAUAUAACAAUUAUGUGAAAAUUGAGUACACAACCUUCUGUAAGCUGAGAUAAUUGUUACAAUUUGUUGAUAAAAAUUUAAUGUGAAGCUGGA
Ictidomys tridecemlineatus (thirteen-lined ground squirrel) is the source of this 3111-nucleotide messenger RNA. It is a transcript of the gene Znf527, whose product is annotated as zinc finger protein 527. Gene Ontology annotation, cellular component: nucleoplasm. NCBI's taxonomy places the organism in Eukaryota, Metazoa, Chordata, Mammalia, Rodentia, Sciuridae. The record is from RefSeq and is a predicted model, not a curated record. Gene Ontology annotation, biological process: negative regulation of transcription by RNA polymerase II; regulation of immune system process; regulation of cytokine production. Gene Ontology annotation, molecular function: DNA-binding transcription repressor activity, RNA polymerase II-specific; RNA polymerase II cis-regulatory region sequence-specific DNA binding.